Cyprinodon variegatus (sheepshead minnow) is the source of this 1672-nucleotide messenger RNA. RefSeq names its product BCL2/adenovirus E1B 19kD interacting protein like (gene bnipl). Lineage: Eukaryota; Metazoa; Chordata; Actinopteri; Cyprinodontiformes; Cyprinodontidae. Gene Ontology annotation, cellular component: cytoplasm. The record is from RefSeq and is a predicted model, not a curated record. Gene Ontology annotation, biological process: apoptotic process. Bases 151 to 1212 code for a protein of 353 amino acids. The transcript is spliced from 11 exons.
GUGGGGGUGUCAGAGUCCACUCACAAACUGAUCAGCUGACUCACCGGGUGUGGAGCAGGUUCCCUCACAGAUCUCUGUUUAUCCUUAACCAUUCUCUCCUUUCCUCACCUGUCUCCCUGUACCCGCCGGCUGAAGGAGCUGCAAAGCGUCAUGGAAUCUACAGGAGAGGAACUUGAAGAAGAAGCCUGCAGAAUAAACCAGGAAGAUGAAAACAUUGAAACCACCCCCGAAUAUGCUGAAAAUGCAUCCAGUUCUAUUCUAACAACCCCAACAGCUCCCCCCAACAGCCUGCCUCUGACAGGGGAACGACAAAUGAAGAAGAAAGUGUUAGCAGCUCCAGCUCUGAGUCUGUCAUUAGGUGGCAGUGGGUCGAUAACCUCUGACGACCUACAAUCAGCCUUCCUCUCCCCCUCACCAGAAGAUCUAGAGGACACAGGGCUGGAUUUUGAUUUGGACGCCAUAGAAACGCCAUCAGACAGUGAAUCCUUGCACUUCCCCAUCUAUGACCUGGACCUUGAAGAGGACCUCCUGCGGCUCGGUGUGGCCUCCCACCACAACAGAGUAUCUGGAUCCGGAUCCAGGUCAGGCUCAGGGCCCGGUUUCUUAUCAGGGCCUGACCAGUUUGGACUGGGAGCUUUGGAAAGGGAGGACAUAGUGGACGGAGAAGGUACCAAGUGGCGCUGCUUUACCACAGGCGACCCCCCGCAGGAGUCCAGGGUCAACAUGAGCGUCCUGGAGCCUUACCUGAGGGUGUUGUCACACGGAGGUUACUACGGAGAUGGUCACAAUGACAUCAUUGUGUUUUCCUCCUGCUACCUUCCAGAAAACAGUCUGGAAAACUACCAGUAUGUGAUGGAUAACCUCUUCAGAUUUGUAAUUGGGACCCUGGAGCUGAUGGUUGCAGAAAACUAUGUGAUAGUCUAUCUGUGUGCAGGAGGCCAGAAGGAAAAACUCCCAGGAAUCGGGUGGCUUAAAGAGUGCUACACCAGCAUAGACCGGAGGUUGAGGAAGAACCUGAAGGGUUUCUAUGUGGUUCAUCCCACCUGGUACAUCAAACUCCUCAUCACCAUCAUCAAACCCUUCAUCAGCUCUAAGUUCAGCAGAAAGCUUCAGUUCGUGAACACGCUUCAGGAGCUUUCCCAGUUCAUCUCUACUGAACAUGUGCAGAUCCCAGACUGUGUCAGACAGUACGACCAGAACCAGUCCAGGUGAAGCUCAAGUACAGCCUGAAGUGAAUAAAAUAUUCCUCUCUGGUAUUGAUUGCGUCUCACCUUGCAGGAAGUGAUUAUACAUCACCUUCAGACUGUAUUUCAGGAUAAGGAUUAUGCUAUUUUUACAAAUGUAUUUUGUAAAUGGUGUUGAUGGAGGCUUUGCUUUUUAUAUAUAUAUAUUUUUAAAUCUCUUUUUUUAUAUUUUUGAAGAGAAAACAGCAUAAUACACAUGCACAAUGUACACACGCUGCCUCAUUUCUGUUUUCACUUCUCAAGGGACAUUUUGAAAGCAAAUUUUUUUUACAGAGAGUUCGGGUUAAUGAGAAUUUUCUGUCCUUUCCUCCAUAACCUGGUGAGGUUUUUAAAUCUAAUAUUGUUUCUACACUUCAGUGUUAUGAAAAAAAACAUGUUUAUUGAUUAUAACCAUCUGGAUAUGUUGAUGUUUUUUAGAUUAAUUAGAA